Trichechus manatus latirostris (Florida manatee) is the source of this 939-nucleotide messenger RNA. RefSeq names its product BUD31 homolog (gene BUD31). NCBI's taxonomy places the organism in Eukaryota, Metazoa, Chordata, Mammalia, Sirenia, Trichechidae. The transcript has 6 exons. Gene Ontology annotation, cellular component: nucleus; spliceosomal complex. The coding region runs from base 317 to 751 and encodes 144 amino acids. The record is from RefSeq and is a predicted model, not a curated record. Gene Ontology annotation, biological process: mRNA splicing, via spliceosome.
UCUACAGGCAGCUCUGUGGACACCUAAGAUCACGCAAAACCCUCGCGGGGAGGGGCGGGGUUUCGCGAGGACCUCAUCCUCAAGAGAUCACGUGAGAAGAGGAAGUGGACAGUAGAGAAGCGGCUGCGGGAGAGAACGGGGAUUUUGAUGAGGAGAUUGAGGACCAGAGAGGGAAAGUGACCUCCCCAAAGUCACAGCGAGUAAAUGGUAGAGCUGAAAAAGAACCCAAGCCUGUAACUGCAGAGUCCAGAGAUAUUCCCAGUACACCCUUGGAAAGCAGAUCCUAAGAUCUUUGCAAAUUAUUUUGUGAACAAAAAUGCCUAAAGUCAAAAGAAGCCGGAAAGCUCCCCCAGAUGGCUGGGAGUUGAUUGAACCAACACUAGAUGAAUUGGAUCAAAAGAUGAGAGAAGCGGAGACAGAGCCUCAUGAGGGGAAAAGGAAAGUGGAGUCUCUGUGGCCCAUCUUCAGGAUCCACCACCAGAAAACCCGAUACAUCUUUGACCUCUUUUAUAAGCGGAAGGCUAUAAGCAGAGAACUAUACGAGUACUGUAUUAAAGAAGGCUACGCCGAUAAAAACCUGAUAGCAAAGUGGAAGAAGCAGGGCUACGAGAACCUGUGCUGCCUGCGCUGCAUCCAGACUCGGGACACCAACUUUGGGACCAACUGCAUCUGUCGGGUCCCCAAAAGCAAGCUGGAAGUGGGCCGGAUCAUCGAGUGCACGCACUGCGGCUGCCGGGGCUGCUCCGGCUGAGGCCCUCCAGCCUGACCCCACUCCAUCCUGGACUUUGGACUUUGCAGGCUGCCUUUGCGCUACCCUGUCCUGGGAGCUGCUCUUCUCUGCCCAGCACUACCCCAAACCCGCACCGGAGUGUGGGCUCCCUGGGGAAGACUUCGGUGUUCAUCAGCUGUGAUUUGUAAAAAUAAAACCUCUCAGCCUCU